Molecule: messenger RNA, 30661 nt
Organism: Pelobates cultripes (western spadefoot toad)
Lineage: Eukaryota; Metazoa; Chordata; Amphibia; Anura; Pelobatidae
Source: the annotation of a GenBank genome assembly
GUUGGAAUGAAGAGUAUGUGGCAGUCCUCUCUCUCCACCUCUUCAUUUACAAAUGAUUUCUUUCUGCUACACUGUAUUCCCAGUCUCCUCCUACCGCUAGCAUUUCAGACACAGCCUAGAAGCUGCCUCCCUCCCAGGCUCAGACAGACACAGGCCAGCGAUCUCUCCUCUUCCCUGGUAAGUGUGGGAUCCUGGGCUAGAGAUCAGGUUCAUAUUGCUGUGCUCACUGUGGGGCUGUGUGUGUGCAUUAACCCAUGUGUUUACCUGCUAGACAGUAUUGUAUCAUUAUUUUAUUAUUUAUAUAGCUCAGAUUCCAUAGCACUGUACAAUGAUGGAUGUGUCUGUACUCAGCUGCUACCUGUGAUUGCCAUUACUGAUUUUAGAAUCUAAGCUUUUUUUCCCUUUUUCUUUUAAAUCAAUCACAAAAAUAGGACUUAAUGGAUGGAUUUAUUAAACAGCUUUACAGGUGAAAGAAUCCUGUUUGCAGGGGAAAUGGGAAAAUAACUAAUCAGGGGGAGCUGUUCUAACAGAUGGUGCCUCUGCUAUUUUAUUUAAUGACCCUGUUCCACAAGGAGAGGAUAACUAUGUAUCACAGCCCAGCAUUCUAAUAAUUUAUUGCAGUCAGGAGAUCAGCCUGUUUAGCAGGUUGUCUGAUUGCUGGCUCUGUCUGAGAAGUUCUGAGCUAGGAUUGCUAGAUACCCCAAGUUUUUUCAGGAAACAUUUGUGCAUGUUGAUGAGCUGUACAUGAAAUCUCUGUCCCUCAAAGCUGCAGGUUAUAAAUCAGCUUGUUGCUAGCCUACAGUAAUGUCCAAUCAAUUUAUCAUCUGUCUCAAGGUGUGUACUGUUGCUUUUGUGGGGUGUAAGUGCAAUAGACUUUCAGUUAUCUGAAAAAUGUCACAUAAUGUUCUCCAGUAGAAUAUACCUGAAUGUUUUGUAUACAUGGUAUGACUAGACCUACACACCUUCUUCUUACUUUGGUUGAGUGAUCCUGACUCAGACAAUGGAUAUAUAGAAAAGGAGGUCAUCCUGUUGAUUUUUGAACUUCCUGACAAGUGACAGUGUUGAGUGAAGUGGUGUCCAGACAGAUUUUGUUUUGACUGAUCAUGUAACCUCUGACUCUGUUUAGCUGUCCCUUGAAUUGUUCAGGAUGGUUAUUUGAAGUGGUGUUAGUUCCGUGGAAAUUCAAUGAUCUAUUAUUUAUAGUUCAACUGAUGGCUGUUGUCCUAUAGGGGGAAUCUUAACUAAACACCAAAUUGUACUGAAUUGAAAAUUAAAAGGAAAACUAUAGGGUGAGGAACACAAACAUGUAUUCCUGACCCCUUUAGAAUGGGUUAAAACUUGCCUUAUUUCCAGUGCUGCGCUGGCCUCGUCCCUGAUCUGCCUCUUUGGCCAACAUCAUCAGAACUGGAUGAUUAUCUCAGGUAAUCUAAUGCUUUCCCUAUGGAUUGGCUGAGAUUGUUACAAGGGUUGGGGACAUGGGAAAAAUGGCAGCCAGGCUAAAUUGCAUCUCUACGAGGAAAGUUCAGUGUCUCCAUGCAGAGGGUGGAGAUGCUGGAUGGCAGCACUGCCCCAGGAAGCACCUCUAGUAGCCAUCUGAGGAGUGCCCAGUGGACGUAUACCUAGGUUGUAGGGACUGUCUAUACUUACCAGAACAACUACAAUCAACUGUAGUUGUUCUGGUAACUAUAGUGUCACUUUAAUUGUCAAAUUUAGGCUAAAAAUGGUCAAAGUUGGGGAUUUUUUUUUUCAAUACUAUUCAAUACAUUUCAUGUGUAGGAAAUAAGCCUCAUUGUAGCCUGAAAGAAUUGACUUAUUCUGACGCAAUUAGGUUCUACGACUCGUGUAUAAUAUGAUGGAAACAAGUAGCAGAGUUUGUCACAAUAGAAAAGUCCAAUUUUCCACAUUGGACAAUAUGGGCUGGUUUUAUAGUCCCUUCUUUCACCAGAGUGAUUGGAUUGCUCAGGGUUGUUCAUUAAAGCAUGAAUUGUUGGAAUCAAUGCAUCUCUGAGGAAAAUUCAGCAUCCCCAUGCAGAGUGUGGAGACACUGAAUGGCAGGGCUGCCUGCUGCGCAGCACUGACCCAGGAAGCACCUCCAGUGGCCAUCUGAGGAGUGGCCACUUGGAGGUGUCCCUAGGGGCAAUGUAAACACUGCCUUUUUUCUGAAAAGACAGUGUUUACAUGAAAAUGCAUGAAGGGAGCUAUUAUACUCACCAGAACAAAUACAUUAAGCUGUAGUUGUUCUGGUGACUAUAGUGUCCCUUUUAAGGAUCAAAAUAGACGAAUGGGGAACACAAGUCAUUUGGAGAUUUUUUUUUUCCUACUUCGCUAUUCUAGGUAAAAAUGUAAUUUUACUUUGGAUUUCCAUUCAUUCACAGGUUAGUGAAUAGAUCUGUGUGAGAAGCCCCAAUUUGUUUCCUUAUUUUUUUCUCAGCAGUACAUGCCCAUCUAGACAUCUUAUUAUAUACCCUACGGGAUUAAUUAGAUAUAAUAUAAUAAACUAAUAAUUUUUAAUGCUAAAACGUGUUUAUUGUGGAUAAAUGUGUUUUACGUUCAUCUUCUAAUGGUGUUUACCAUGGGCGUUGGGGACUGAAGUCUCGAGUGUUGGCCUCUUUAACACCAUAUUUCUACAAUUGGUAGAGAGUGGGCAGCAGGCCAUAUGGAAGUUUUUUUUGUUUGUUUGUUUUGUUAUUUUAAAAGCAGCCACCUGUAAUAAUAAUUAUCAGAUGUGUGGUGCUCUGCCAGGCCAUUUAGGAGCAGGAGGUGGUGCCCUCAGGGGACUGUGGAGAGGGGGUGUUAGAGAAUAGAACUUUGCUGCCCGGCCCUCUAUUAGGUAGUGUGACGAUUGUUCAUGGGUAGAGGGGAUGGGACACAACCUAUAAGGGUGAGGGUCAUGGUAUAUGCCCCAUCUCUCUGUUAGUGUAAUGGUCAUUGAGUUCUCCUUUGGAUUCCAGCCCCAGGUGUUUCUGCAACCUACCACGUCCGCUGGCAUUUUACAUACUCCGACAAUUGUUUUAGUGGAAGCGAUAGUUUUAUAUGAUCGUGUUCAAUUCUUAUCUCUUCAGCCCACUACAAGUAGUUUCUGUUCUUCCUUGUUUGUUUUCGCUGUGUUAGAAGACUGUAAACAGUAACUUUGUGUAUCUGUUUCCUAGCCUUCAUUCAUUCUAUUCGUGUUUCAAUGUCAUUAGUCAACAAAUAUCAACUACAAAACUAUCAACUGACAGCGAUACAAUGUAAUCUGUCAUGAACACAGAGAAGUUGUUUAUCAUUGAGACCGAAUGAGUCUCUAUCCCAGCACUUAUUUAUAAUUGUUACAAUUAUUUUAUUGUUUGCUUGUUUGUGUGUUUUUAUUUUUGUUGUUGUUUUUAUUAUGAUUCUAGCUGGAAAAAAUCUACUCUACAAAUUACAAAGACACAAACCCCUGCCUGCAUAUCUUGCCUUUAUUGAAGCAUCAAUUCUGUUAAACUGGCAAUUUAAUUCUUCACAACUGAAUUGUAGCAAAUUGACACAGGAAGGGCAAAAAAAUACUAAAUUGGAAAAAUGUCUUAACUUGUUUAUAUUUAAAGCCUGGUUAUUGUGGCUUAAACUGUGUUAUCCCAUAAUGAAUGUUCCAUAAUUCCCACCUUAGUGAAUUACCCCAUCAGUUGGACUUUAUUACCUAAACGGCAUAUUGGCGGCUUUAUUGCUGUAUUUGUUAGGACUUUAUAUUUAAUGGGAAAUGUUAAGCUGCCAACCACCUAUACAUGCAUAUUCCUUGUGGGUUUUUUUCAUUUCUGUUUUUGGGGUAUUUUGUUUUCUUUUUCCACAACUAGCUAUAGCAGUGAUGGCCGUCUUGGGCAUCUUAGGCAUUUUAGAAUUACGUUUUGUGUGAUUGCUUGGUCUGCUUCAUGGCUGGCUGAGCUUAAUGUGAAUGAUAGUUCAGACACAUCUGGAGUGCCCAGGAUAGUGAUGGCUGCCCUGGAGGCUGUUUAUAGAAUAGCACACUCCUUGGGUGGUACAUGUGGGAGACCCAGGGCCAGCGUUUUUCUCUUUAUUUUAACACGUUGUGUUUAUUUUGGUUUUCUCAGAUAGGGCCACAUCGCAGUGUAGAGAAAUCAGGCUGCAAUAUUGCAUCUUAAUACAAUAUUAUGAGUAAUAAAUCUUCUGCGUGAAAGGUUGGGCGUAGAUGAGAAGGGAUCUGUGAAAUACUCUAUCAAUAUUACAGCUUGCAGAAAUUCUAAUUCCGAUCUAAUAAAGAACACAUUUCUGCUCCAAAUACAUAGAAAAUCUGUUUCAGAAAAAUCGGGUUUAUGGAUUUAUCCACUAAGUCUUGGGUAUUGACAGAUUCACGCUUCCCCCCCACCCCCCCAUGUGCUAUUUAUUUAUUAUUUUUUUAAAGACAGUCAUUUUCAUGUUCCCAGCAGUUUGUUGCCGUCGAGUGAAUACAGUGUGUGUCUGUCUUUCUGUAUGUCUGUCGAUAUCAAAUCCUGGUCCUCUCAGGGUUUCUGUGCUGGGAAAGUGGCUCCUUGCCCGCAUCACUGCCUGACAACAGCUGGAGGGACAAAGCAGUAGGCACUCUUGGAUAUUCCUUUACCCGGCGGAAGAUUCUAGAUAGUUGUUUUCAAUAGAAACUGAGACACACUAGCACAAUUCAUACAUUUGAAAAACAAGUGUGUACCUCCACAAGUCUUAUAUCCCCAAAUAACUCUCGGUGGAGUACUCAAUCUGUCCAAGUAACUGAUCUGUAGAUGUUUGGAGAAAGCCACCCCGUUAAAGUUUAGACCGGCCACUAGCGUGGUCUAAGCCGAAAAUAGUUCCAGGCAGUUCUGGGUAUUUGUCGGUACUUUAACGGGGUCUCUGGUCGGAAAAGGGGGGCUCCCCCUGGUUCAUAUGUAGCGAUUGUUCCUCCUAAGGUAUUGCAGCUCUUCUCCAAAGCUUGCUCUCAUAGGAUACUGGGAAAGGGGCAAAAACCAGUAAGCAUGUUGACUGGGACAAGGUGGUACUUGUGGCCAAUCUGGAGUUCCAGGGCAACCACAGAUAAGUCCAGCUGACGCGUUCAGGCUACUCCGGCUCAGGAGCUGGGUUGAGAACGUGCAGAGAAAGGUGCUUGCUGGGCUCCUAUGGAGGGGAGGAGAAACAGAGGACCAGGGGGGUGUCAUAGUCUUUCGGGUGGUUUUAGUGGUAUCCGCCAUAGUGGUAUAAAAUUCCUAUAGAGGCAAAACUACAAUGGCAACCAAUGAUGAGCAUUCAGUAUGGCUUGCAUUGUGACUGUUCUACAACUACUGCUUUGCACUAUUUAUUUGACAAAUCUAACAUCUUCACUGUGACAAAAUGGAUACAUUCUGAAAAUCACCAUGGCAACGUGCUAAUUGCAUAAUUUGUGGUCCAAGAAGACCCUCUGACACAUUUGUGUGCAACAAUAGAAAUUUGCAAAAUUUGCUGUCGCUAUAGAUCUGCCACAUAAAGCGAGUAUCUUUUUUUUUUUUUUUAUCUUCAUAUUUAAUCAUCAUAUUAAAAUGUAUUCUUUUUUUUUUAUCCCUACACACUAAACUCACUCAUUAGUUCCGUUACAAAUUAUCAGUAUGAAAAUAAACUUUGCUCUGUAAACACUACCAGGAUUAAUCACUAACGUGAAGAUUCGAGGUGAAUUCCAAUGUAAUUCACAUUUAUUUAUUUAAAUUUUAAGGUAAACUAGUUGAACAGGAAAAAAUCAGCUUUGUUUUCCAUUCAGCUACUUUGGUCUUACAUUUUAGAAUCUCUUAAGUUCACUUUGAAUUCUCACUUUAGUUAAUAAUUCUGUAUGAGCUCACCUGUCUCAACAGAAAGAAUCUCCACAGGAGGAGAACAGAAAUCUUUCACACUUUCCACUUCAUAGUAUUGUUUUGUUUAAAUCUUUUUCCAUCUCCCCCUCGUUUAACUGGCCGUGAUGUGUCCAGCUUACAUGAUGCACGUAUUAGCCUGAGAGGAAGCUGUUGGGUAAUGGGCCAAAUUGUACCUUCAUAUCCGCCUUCAUCCAGUGGGAAAAAAUGCAUAAAAUACAAAGUUGAGGAGAUGUAAUUUUCUGGUGAGUAAAUGAACGUCUGGUGAGGAAUACUAAACAUUGGUCAGUGACAUACAGGGAGGAAUCUAGGUCAGGGUAAAGGAAUUCUUGUGACUCUCACCAGAUACAGCUUUUCAGUUCUUAGUUAAUAAAGAGCAGUUUGAGUUAAAAGAUAGAUUAAUCAGCGAGAACCAUGGAGACUGUUUGUUUACAUGAUGUUUGCUCUAUUCAUUUCUGCCUCUUACCCCAUAUUUAAUCUGCAUAUGUAGUGUUACCCCUUUCAAUGGACCAUUGGAACUCUUUCUUUCAUAUGAAAGUGUAAGACAGGGUGCCCAAAAGGUAGAUCAUUUAUGUUCUAGAACUAGAAUUUCCAUGAUGUUCUGAGAAUUCCAUCUGCUUGAUCGACAGCUCUGGUGGGCUGUCUUAUAGCUACAAAAAGUUCCAUGUAUAUACUCAGAGGUGUAACUAGAAAGCACUGGGCUCAGGUGAGAGAAUUACCCUGCUUUCCCUCCACCCCACGUGUCUCAUCCCGCCCAAGCCCCUUCACUUGUCUUAUUCCCUCCCCAAUAGCCCCUCCAUGCAUCUCAUUUCCCCCCAGCCCCUCAAUGUGUAUCAUUCCAAACUCCCCCCAGCCCCUCAAUGUGUGUAAUUCCCAACCCCCAUAGCCACUUUGUGUCUCAUCCCCAGCCCCUCCAUGUGUGUCAUUCCAAUUUCCACUCCUCCAUGUGUGUCAUUCUCUCCCCCCUACUAGCUCGCUGCUGCGGUUCCCAGUCUGACAGGAAGUGCUCUCUCACUGAGCACUUCCUGUCAGACAGCUCGGCCAGGCUACACACAGGCAGGUGGGGAGCAGCACAGCACAGCUCUCCCCUCCUGCCUGACACCUGGGAACUGUGGGCAGUACACCGGCACAGAAGGCAUGCAGGUGGCCUACAGUCAAAGGUAAAAUGUUAAUAAAUUUGCCCGUUACGUGUUAGAUGUUUGAUGAAACCUCUACGUUAUAGAGAAAAGAAGUCCAAGGAAAAUGGGUUGCUGAUGGUGGAGGGGUGACUAAAAAUCUGACUGACCUGUUUUAAUCAAAGCUGUAAUCUAAUUUCUCAAAGCUAUCCAGGUUAUAGAGAAAAGUGAACUCUGAGUAAUGAGCAGAAAACACACUGAUGUUGAUUCUAGGGUAACUUGAGGCUGAGGCUGAACCCAUCAAUUUUAAUGAGUUAUUUAGUUACGAAUUAAAAUGCAAAAGUGAAAAAUUAAAAAGAAAAUGAUUGGCAUUCUAAAUCCAAUGUUCCCUCAAUCCGAUUUCUUCCAUUGUUUGUAAUGUAACACACAGUAUGUACAUCUGCCAUUCUGAACACAUGUGCACGCUAGAGCUUAAUGCUUUCCAACGGUCGGAAUUUUGGCAAGCGAUGGUUCCACAACUGCUUGCAUGCAUUGUAGCAUUCAUCAUGCAAAUACCAAGAAACGUGCUUCUUCCUUCAACAGUUGUAUCUUGCGGAAUAUAUUUAUUAAUUUUUGCAAUAACUGGAUAGCUUCCAGCAUGCACGUUAAGCAAAGUUUGUUACUAUGCCUUGAGCGUUCAUAUGCCUGAAACAUGUCCAGGCCUUGGUGUGUCCUUCUAAUGGUAGAUAUUCUAUACACAUUUUCUGCAACAUUAACUCUGAAAGGGCUGUGUUCCAGGUAAGCAACCAGUGUAAAAAAGAGAAAGGACAGCAGAACAUAAAAAAAAUUACGUUUUCCUACAAUAUUGUGUCCAGUUUUAGUCUAGAACUAAGUUAGGAAAAAACCCAAAAACAAAGCAGUACGAAUUUAGAGCAUAGUUUGCAUAAUAUAUUUCAAGAGAGGCUGAAAGCCCGAAUUUGUUGGCGCUAUAUAAAUCCUAAUAAUAAUUUCUGUAUUCUGUCCAACCUAGAUGGCAGUGUUAAGCUGAUAAGCAGUCAAGUAACCAGCCCAAAAGCUCCCAGCCAAACAUCGUUCUGAUUGGAUGGAAUGGAUAUAGAUAAUGUAGAUGUGUAACAUCUGAUUUAUCAGAGGGGGGGGGGGGGUUAGGGGUGUGCUCUUUCGGGUGCAGGGAAGAGAGCAGAUUUUGUCAAAUAUUUCUUAAAUGGUUUGACGAAAAACUAGGGGAUAACACCCAGAGGCUCUUGGCAAUGGUAAUGGUGCAUAGAGUGCUUGCUUAAAGGGACACUAUAGUCACCGGUGCAACUACAUGUAUUCCUGACCCUAUAGUGUUAACACGACCAUUUAGACCCCCCUGGGCCCCUCAUGCCUCCAUAAAUAUUGUAUAAAUCUUACUGUAUUCAAGCCAGAAGCUGUAAAUCUGCAUGCUGUUAGACUCAGGAAAAACAAGCAGUCUGCUGACGUCAUAGCCUGAUCCAAUCACAGUAGUUCCCCAUAGGAUUGGCUGAGACUGACAUAGAGGCAGAUCAGGGGCAGAGCCAGCAUGAUUCAAACACAGCCCUGGCCAAUCUCCUCAUAGAGAUGAAUUGAAUCAGUGAAUCUCUAUGAGGAAAGUUCAGUGUCUGCAUGCAGAGGGAGGAGAUAUUGAAUCACAGGAUGCUCGUGCACAGCAGAUCUGAGUGGAUGGAGGCAUAUUAUACAGAAGUCCCUCUGGUUCACUCUAAGUGACUGCAACUGGAGGUGUUCCUAUCUUUCAAUGUAAACACUGUAUUUUCUCAGAAAAUAGAGUUAACAUGAGAGGCUGCAGGAAACUAUAGUUCUCACCUGAACAACCUCUUUGGGCUGAAGUUGUUCAGGUGACUACAGUGUCCCUCUAAAUAGGUUUUCAUCUGCUCUCAAGUUGUUUUUGCUAAAUCUGGAUCACUAUAUUUUGUAAUUGUAGAUAUUGUCCUAUAAACAAUAUUAUGAGACUCUGACACACAUUCUAUGCGGUGUCUUGCUGUGACAAAAAAAAAAGGAAACUGUAUUCAAAACAUUUUGCCUGGAGGAACUAAAACUUAUCAAAGCAAACAUGUGAGACUAUGAAAUAACUUUUGAAGCGGAAUGUCGUGUCUCUAUGUAUUUAUUGGGGGGGGAGGGAUGGGGUGGUCUGCUGUACAGUGAGUUUGAGACAUGCAAUUAAUGGAAAUCUAGUUAAAAUAUGAUCUGAAUGGUGUAUUAAACCUGUAGCCUCUGAAACUGUACGAAGAUCUUACAUGUGACUGUGUAAACCAGAGAUGCUAUAAUAGGCUGAGAGGAAGGCUAGUUCCCGAGCUCCCAAGCUGAUUGUUAUGGUUUUGUGGACUUUUCUUUAACCCCUUAAGGACCAAACUUCUGGAAUAAAAGGGAAUCAUGACAUGUCACACAUGUCAUGUGUCCUUAAGGGGUUAAACCUGGUAGGACACAUUGCCACUACAGGAAAAUACAAGGUGUACAAUGUGCUGUCUGUGGAGACAAAGGAUUUGCAGCCUACACUAGUUAGGGUUUUUACUUGCUGUUGUGGGUUUGCUUGUUUUUGUUUGUGUUUUGCUGUUUGAUCUCUAUGACAACAUCUUGUUCUUGUCAGAUUUAAACAAGGACUUGCCAGGGGACUACAGAACACUUGGCCACCAGGAUAUUGGCAUACAGUGGUGUUGGCUGCUUUCUCACAGAGCCAUUAGUCUGCUGAUUACAUGUAAUGAGAGGUGUGCUGGGAUGUCUGACUUAGAACUAUGAGUGUGAAUCAGCUGGCACAAACUGGCCUCUUGCUAGCCCAGCACUGGGUGGGUAUGUACUGGGGCCGCUAACCUGCUAUCUCAAUGCUGUUUGGACCUUCACAUCACCAUUAGUCUGACUCUAGAAUCUGGCCUGACCAGGCAGCUAAACCGAGCUCAAGACAUUCAUAACACAAGCCGGUUGUUUUUGGUAACAGUGGAGUCACAGAAAAUAGAAUACAUUUUCUGUGAAUGAUCCCUUAUUUUGUGCAGGUUAUAAUGGUGGCGGCUAUAGGAAUAUAUGAUGUCAUACUUUGAGACUCCAUCUUUUAAAUCCAUACAUCACGUGCCACGUCAGGCAGAACAUCCACAAAGAGACCAGUUAGAUUUGUGUGCAAAAAAAGGCCAUUUGUUGUACUAGCCCCCAAGGCCACACGCUACUGGUCCACUGAUUCAUUCGCAUUGGUGUUUUUGAUAAAUGAGACAUGUGUCAUUAAAAAGGUUAAAUGUAUAUUUCUCCUAGCUUCUGUUCUCUAUCACUAUAUCUGCAUAACUUGAAAUCUCUAAUGAUUAAAGUUCUGCACACACACUGUGUAAUAAUGGUUUACCUUGUUAAUCAGAAGGGAACUUCUUCGUGUUAUCCAUUAAAUUCUGUCUUGGCAAUUAAGUAAACACUAUAGUAUUAGAAAUAAAAGCAUGUAAUUCUAUUGUUAUAGUGUUCUAGUACCUAUUUAGAUUUCUGACCCCUAAUUAAAUGAAAUAAAACAAGCUUUACUUAAGCAACACUAUAGUGUUAGGAAUACAAAUCUGUAUUCCUAACGCUAUAGUGUCCCUUUAUUUCCUCCCCCCUCCCCCCCCAGCAACUAAAAAGGUAAGAAAAAAAAAAACUUUCAAACUCUCACCUUAUUCCAGUUCUAAUGUACCAAAGUGUUGGCUCCGUCUCUGCCUUCUCCAGCGUCAUAGCCAGGCUGGAACCUCCGUACUGCUUGCGCAUUAGACCUUCCCCAUAGGAAAGCACUGUAUUAAUGGAUUUCUAUGGGGAGUUAGCAAAGCAUGAGGACGUCCAGCGUUGUUCCAAACUCUGUAAAAGGCCAGGAAUUGCCUCGAGUGACUGUCUGGUAGAACGUCAAUGUUUCUGUAAAAUUUCAGUGUUCUCAGCUGCAGGGCUAAGGGGACAAUGAGAAUGCACCCAGACAACUUCAAUGAGAUGCAGUGGUCUAGUUGUCCCUUUACCUUGUUUCCAGUGCCAAGAUUCAGUCCUCACAGCCAGUGGUGUAUCCUGGUUUUGUGCUGCCCUAGAGCGGGACAAAACUCAGGCACCAACCACCCGCGCAACCGCCACCCAACCUUCCCCCCUGCCCCGCCUUCUAAAUACACACACACACAUUCACUGACAGAUACGCAUUCACUUGCUAACAGAAACACACACUCACUAACAGACACACACUCACACACUCACUAACAGACACACACUCACACACUCACUAACAGACACACACACACACACAGGCAAACACACACACUAACAGACAUCCACACUAACAGACAUCCACACUAACAGACAUCCACACUAACAGACAUCCACACUAACAGACACACACACUAACAUACAUACACUAACAUUAACAUACACACUAACACUAACAGACACACACUAACAUACACUAACACACACACUAACAGACACACACUAACAGACACACUAACACUAACAGACACACACACUAACAGACACACACACUAACACUAACAGACACACUAACAUGCACACACUAACAGACAUCCACACACACACACACACUAACACACACACUAACACACACACACUAACACACACACUAGCAGACAUACACACACUCACUAGUGUUUUUUUUGUUUUGUUUUUAUUUAACCCCCCCAGCCUCCUUACUUUUGCUGGGGGGGUUCUUCCUCUCCCUGGGGUCCUGGGGUCCAGUGGCUGCAGGGCGGGCGGGCGGCCGGCGAGGGAGCUCUUCCCCUGAGCGCUCUGCUCAGCUCCCUCGCGCGCCGCCAGCAGAGUGAGGCUGGGAGCCGGAAUAUGACGUCAUCAACCCGGCUCCCAGCCUCACUCUGCUGGCGGCGCGCGAGGGAGCUGAGCAGAGCACUCAGGGGAAGAGCUCCCUCGCCGGCCGCCCGCCCAGCGCCCAGAAUGUCUGUUAGCCGCGAGGCUAACAAGACAUUUGCCUUGGGCAUUUGGGGGGCGGCGUUUUUUCCAGCCCCCUGAAAAAUGCCGCCCAAGGCAAAUGCCUUGUUUGCCUCGCGGCUAAUACGCCCCUGCUGGUAUGGCAGGCUCUUUCUGUUCUCCCUUGCUCCAUGUGUUGCCCAUGCUGACCCAGUGUGCACCUCCCACCAUUCUAGUCUUGCACUGUAUUCAGUGGUGUAUCCUGGUUUUGUGCUGCCCUAGGCAGGACAAAACUCAAGCACCCCCCCCCCGCGCCACCCCCACCCGCGCAACCGCCACCCAACCUUCCCCCCCUGCUCCGCCUUCUAAAUACACACACACACAUUCACUGACAGAUACGCAUUCACUUGCUAACAGAAACACACACACUCACAGGCAAACACACACACACACACUCACAGGCAAACACACACACACACUAACAGGCAAACACACACACACACUAACAGACAUCCACACUAACAGACAUCCACACUAACAGACAUCCACACUAACAGACAUCCACACUAACAGACACACACACUAACAGACAUCCACACACACACUAACAUACACACACUAACAGACACACACACACAGACACACACACUAAGACACACACACUAACACACACACACUAACACACACACACUAACAUACACACACUAACAUACACACUAACAGACAUCCACACACUCACUAGUGGUUUUUUUUUGGUUUUUUUAUUUAACCCCCCCAGCCUCCUUACUUUUGCUGGGGGGGUUCUUCCUCUCCCUGGGGUCCAGUGGCUGCAGGGCGGGCGGCCGGCGAGGGAGCUCUUCCCCUGAGCGCUCUGCUCAGCUCCCUCGCGCGCCGCCAGCAGAGUGAGGCUGAGAGCCGGAAUAUGACGUCAUCAACCCGGCUCCCAGCCUCACUCUGCUGGCGGCGCGCGAGGGAGCUGAGCAGAGGGCUCAGGGGAAGAGCUCCCUCGCCGGCCGCCCGCCCAGCGCCCAGAAUGUCUCUUAGCCGCGAGGCUAACAAGACAUUGGCAAAUGCCUUGUUUGCCUCGCGGCUAAUACGCCCCUGACUGUAUUGUGGAUGGUUUCCUAAUUCCAUUGCCUCCAAUCCCACCAACAAGUGUGUAGAUCUUUGCAGUAAGCUAAAGUUAAGCGUUACCCCUGGAUCUCGAUGCAUAUCACCUGGUCCAAGCAGGGCCGUCUUUAGCGCGGGGCAAACGGGGCAGCUGCCCCGGGCCCAGUUGCUCCUGGGGGGGCCCCAGGGCAGCUGCCCCGUGGGCCCCGCGAUUUCAGCAGCCCCCGUGUACCCGGCGGCCGGCGGUGCAGCCGCACCGGCCCGCCAACUAAGGAGGCCCCCGGGUGGCCCAUGCACUAAGGGCCACCCUGUGGGCAUGUGGCAGAAGGGUCCCGGUCGGGCGCUGUGACGCUUAAACAGCGCGACCGGGCCCCUUCCUGUUCCGGCUGGGAGGAAGUGAGUGCCGCGCGUCACUUCCUCCCACCGGAGAUAGCCGCGCGGGAGGAGGAAGGCAGGGAGGAGGGGAGUUUCAGAGAAGAACUCCCAUCUGCCUCAGCCUGCCACUGGACCCCAGGGAAACCACCCUCCAUAAAAAGGUAAGAACCUGGAGGGUGGCUAAAUGUAUGUCAGUGUGUUAGUAUGUCUGUGUCAGUAUGUCUGUUUGUGUAUGUAUGUCAGUAUGUCUGUGUGUGUCUAUGACAGACAUACUGACAUACACACACAGACACACUGACAUACACACACAGACACACUGACACAUACACACACACAGACAUACACACACACACACACACACAUACUGACACACACACAGACAUAUACACACACAAACAUACUGACAUACACUCACAGACAUACUGACAUGCACACACAGACAUACUAACACACCACACAGACAUACUAACACACACAGACAUACUGUGUGUAUGUCUGUGUGUUUGUAUGUCAGUAUGUCUGUGUGUGUAUGUCAGUAUGUCUCACUGUGUUCCAGUGUGUGUGUAUGUCAGUAUGUCUGUGUAUGUCAAUACGCCUGUCAGUGUAUGUGUCUGUGUGUGUCUGUGCCAAUAUAUCUGUCAGUGUAUGUGUCUGUGAGUAUGUAUGUGUCUGUGUGUAUCAGUAUGUCUGAAUGUGUGUCAAUGUUUGCCAGUAUAUAUUUUUGUGUCAGUGUAUGUGUGUGUCAGUAUGUAUCUGCAAAUGUUUUAAUGUGUCUGUCUUUGUGUGUAUGUGUCAGUAUGUCUGUCAGUGUGAUUGCGGGUUGGGCGUAAUGGGGUGGGAGGGUGCAGUGACAGGGCCCAGGGGGCCCAAGAAAAGGCUUUGCCCGGGGUCCUAUUCAUAUUAUAGACGGCCCUGGGUCCAAGGCCAGGUCCCAGCAUGCGCACUACCAUCUUCUUGUUGUCAAGGAGAUGCCAAGGCAACAAGGGUAACAUUAUUGUUAACAAAUCAUGACGUGCACCAGGCUCAGUUCUUACAGAAGACCUAUCUCCAAACAUGUCAAAUGGACAAAGAGACGCUUUCAUAUUUGGGCUGUGGCCAAUGGUGGUGUUAUUCGGAGAAACCUUACGUGAUUUAUUAAAAAGAAUGCUACUAAAAUGUAAUUUAGAAGUAUAAUGUAUCUUAUUUACUCUGAUUUCUAAAUCAAAUUAGCGUGUGUGUGUGUAUAUAUAUACACACACACACGUACCUGUGUGUAUGUACACUAAAACGUUAUGGAGCUCCUAGAAAAGGAUACAGGAGGGGUUUGGGCCUAAAGUAGGGACUGUCCCUCUUAAAUGGGGACAGUUGGGAUUCAUGCAGAUGGUGAUGGGAAUAGGUUAGUAUUCGACCAGUAGGUCACUAUGGACCAUCUAAGCCAAUGCAUUGGCUACUAACUGUCAUUAUGGAACACAGAUUUUUAUACAGCUGGAUAGGACAUUAUUAAUGGCAUUAAAAUAUGAGUCUUUCUUGGUUUUGCAGGAUGCAUGAAUCGCCAUAUUUUUCUGGAUGAUUUUGUAAAAAUGCCUCUGCUAGUUAUGUAAUCAGCAUGGUGUGGCAUUUCAUAUCCCAGUCUUCCAGAGAUUAUCAGCUUCACACUACCAGGAGAAAACCGCCACCAUAUAGGCCGAAUGGGAGAGUGUUCAAUUAAAAUGUGACUGCCAUUCCGAAGCUUAACUCAAACUAAUUUCUGGAUGACCAAAACAUGUCCCAGUUGCCUUGAGUUUAGGGACUCCAAAAUGCACGAUGACAGUAAAACUGUGUAUUACAGGAAAAUAAUGCAUGGAUGAUGUCACCCACGGCUAGACUAUUCAUUAACUCUGAGUUUUAGCAAAUUAAAUCCCCGUACACACAUGUGGUGGGAUAGGAAACUGAAAUUGGGACUGCCACUCUGGAUCCAGGACUGUUGGAGGUAUAAGUACAUGAUUUGAAAAUCUGAUGCAUCCCAUGAAAUAACAGCCAGUUCACAAAAUACUCGUAACAUACUCUUUUUAACAAGUAGCUACUUCAGUAUUUCUUACUAGUAACUUUUUUUUUUCCUGUUUACAACACGGGUAUAAGACAUUCUGUUCUCAAUUGGGCUUUGAAUAACAAAGUGAACACGAUUUUAGUAUUCCCGUCACCUACGCUCCUUGCAAAAUAAGACGGCAAGAUAUUGUCUACGGACAUUCUUAGGGGACCUUUUUAUACCCUCAUCCAACCAGUCAUUCUAUGACAUUCUAAAGAAACUCGGUAUCCCUAUGGUGCCAAGGGGAAACCUUCUGUAUUCAUAAAGAACAAUAAAAGACUGUACUAAUGGAGAUAUAUAAUAUUAUAUCUGAAAUAUUUUUGUGCAUCUUAACUGUUUCUUGGCUUAUUCACUGGAUGGUUCCAAAUCGAAUCCCAAAUUCCCUCUUACACUUUCCUUUAACAAAUCCGGUUUCUGUUAAACAAUAGUACUGCAUCCAUGCAUGGAUCUGUCUUUUUAUUUCUAUAUGAAUGUUAUAUUCUGUAAUCAAAUUAUUAAAUAUGUCAGUUGGCUGGGAUUGUACUCUGCGUCUCAUCAUUCUCAUGUAAAGAUAACUUUAUUUUCUGUGUUCUCUCCCUGUCUACAUUGUUUUUUUUUUUUUUUAUUAUAUAUUUUUUUUUUUUUACCAUGGGAGAAUUCGAGGAAAUGGGUUCCCUGGGUUUUUAUGAUAAAUUUUUUCUUUAAUUAGAAGUGCCAAUGUGUAUGUCCCAUGCUGCAGUGCUGGGUACUGGACUCUGGCAUCAUUUCCCCCCCCCCCAUAUCUUGGGAAGCCUAUAAUCAGGUCUCUGGUCAAUCCAAAGAAAAGAAAAAGUUACCUGCGCUCUCUCCUUAAUCCCUAUGUAUAUUUAGACAAAUGGAGGUCAUUUAGUUGCUCCAAUGGCCAUUGGAGGGAAUGCCCGCCUGCCAACGUCAAGGCAGACCCCCCUAUGCGGGUCCUAACACUGACCCUUCAGCCUGCUUCCUUGAGCUUCUGGCAAAGAUAUCUCUAAUGAGACAGAGAGGGGUCUUUUUUAUAUACACCCCUAUAUUCUUAUUAACCCUUAAUAGGGAACACAUGGGAUGGGUGGCAGCAUUGUAACAAGGCUGUGUGAUACAAAGUAAAUACAAAAAGAGAAGUCCUGCGCUCACUCCCAUCACUACUGGGCCGGCAGCAAUGACUACAGUACACAUCAGCCCCAAUAUAUAGUAAAAACCAAAGAAAAGAAAACGUUUUCCCAAUAAAAGAUGCAGUGCAGCAGCUGAUCCAGGUAUGUUGUUUCUGUCACUUCGUUAUACAGGGUUAUUCAAUAAAGUGUGAAUUGUCAGGAAUUUAACCCCUUAAGCACACAAUUUCAAAAAUAAUAGGGAAUCAUGAUGGAAUAUUUCCGUCAUGUGUCUUUAAGGGGUUAAAUUGUUUUAAUUUCCUAUGCCAAAAUACGUGAUAUUAGAACCCUGAGAUUACCUAUGUUGCCCUGUUUGACAUGCUUUUAGCGCCUUCCUUUCUCGUGCCAUUGAUCGUGUACGGCAGGAGUAGGCAACCUUCAGCACUUCUCCCAUAAUACUCUUUUAGGAACGUUGCUGGCUGAGCAUCAAGGGAGAUGUAGUCCACAUAUGGAGUGCCAAAGGUUGCCUAUCUCUGAUCUAUGGAACAGAACAAUUUAGUUUUGAGCUUUUAAAGGCAAACAAUCUGUAUCAUACCGGUGACAUUCCAGGAUUAUCAACUUUUACUCCAGUAAGAGAGAGAUGAAUUAAUAGGCUCCAGGAGAGAGAGGGGAUGCUGAGUAAAACAUAGACUAUUAUAAAUGCUGUAUGCUUGAUAAAUAUGUAGAAAUGGUGGCCAAACUACACAAAACUCUAUAUUGCAACAGCUUAAGUGUAAUAAACGGUGGAAGGUUCUAGAAUUUCGUCUUUAUUUGUUUUAAAGGGAAUUCAUAUCUCUGGAUACAUUUCUAGCGGUCUGGCCCAACAUCUCUGUUCCUGACUGGGUCCAGUAUUCACAUUGAUCCCUUUUUAAUAAUGAUUAGAUCCCAUAACACUUUUCUGCUGUCCACUAAUUGCUGGACGAUCCGGUUUCGCCUCGGAGAAUGUGUUUUCAUGGAAUGAGGUUGAGUAGUUUACAGCUGUGGUAUUUUUCUGGAAUUCUACAUAAGACCAAAAGGAAUAUGAUAAUCCUCCAACCUUAUCCAGAAUUGUACAGUUAUCGUGACAGAUAUUGGACAGGCAGGGAUCUGAAAUUCUUCCAUCACCAAUUCUGUUUUAUAAUUCUACUUAAACACAGUCUUAAAACGUGUAACCUUUUCAUAUAAUGUAAAAUUUAGUAUCAUGUGUUUUUUUUUGUUUUUUUUUUAAAAGGUUGUAUUCACUGAGCAAAGUUCACAAUGCAGCUUCAUAUUUAACUUGUAUAACUUCACAGCCCUCCAUAGAAUAUUGUUAGGUGUGGAGAAAUAAAUUAAAUGAUGAGGGGAAAAAAAGGUUUUAUGGCGUUAUAGUAAACAUAACACAUCUGAUCACAUUCACCUGAAACCCGGAGACGGAUUCUGUGGCUGUGGUGCAAGAAGAUUGUUGCUUGCUUUGUAAAAACCUUGCAUCGUGUGUGCGUGAAAAGUGUAUUUUUUUUUUUAUUUUAUUGCUUUUUUUUAUGGGAUGUUUCAUCACAUGAAUUUUUGUAUGAACUACUGCAAUUCUCAGGAGCUCACUUCAAAUGCAAGCUCUUCACGCUUGUAUUUCAUCUUUUAAUUACCGUACUUGCUGUUAAAUAUCCUUUUUGUAUAAUUGUAAAGCUCUGCAGAUUGAAAUGGCAUUUUCUAAAUGCUGUAAUAUAUUGUUAAAGGGUUACUCCAACCACCAUGACCACUUUAGUGGUUUGAAGUUGUCAGUUUGUUUAAACAUUGCACAUACUAAGAUAUUUGCACUUGUGUGCUAGAGGCAGCAAGGAACUGUGUUCCGGGUUGACUAAUAUCAAUUUUGUGCAUAAAACACAUGUCAUCAGCUCGUACAGACAUGAUUGUCUUCCUCUUGCACCAUGUGCUCCCUCCUGCCUCCCGCCAUUAACUUUGGAGGUUCUUUUAGUUUUUUUUGUUUUAAAAACCCUUCCUCCCUUGCCAGCCCAGAUUGUGCGCAUGUGGUGAGGAGGGGUAAGGAAGAUCAACGCCAGGAGCUAAGCGAACCAUUUUAUUUUGCAGGAUAUACUACAGAUCGGAGAAAGACCAUCUCCACAGUGCCCAAUAAGGCAUAUUACACAGAAAAGAUAUCCUUCCUUAGAAGGAUAUUUUAGAUAUUCUAAAAUAUAAAUGUUGACUGCUGAAUACAUUAUUGCUACAAAAUGCUGUACAACUACAGGAAUAGAUUUUGUUAAAAUAACUAAGCAGUGCUCUGUAAUGUAGUUUAAAUACAUAGUUUGGGCUCGGCAGAGAAUUCGAAUAUUGCAUAUACUGUGAAAUGAAAAUUUUAAAGUGUAUUGAGAGAGGCCAAUGAAGAACAUGUUCAGUGCAGUACAAGUCUGGGUAUUACUGAAACAAACAUUCACACAGUUCUAAAAACAAUGUAGCCUUUGUUUUAUGGUGGCGAUCCACAAUUCCAAUAAAUGUAAUAUCUUGGAUGUGCAUUGAGCCAAAGAUGAGAAGAUGUUCCCUCACCAUGAACGAAAGAUGCAGUACAGGAGUAGGCCAAAGACUUUUUUUCCAAGGAGAUUUCCUUGAGAAUUAGGAUUCGCUUUGUAUAGAGAAUAAUCAAAGCAAAAUGAAUAAGGUUCUGCUUCUAUUCUGAAUUUCAGCUGGGUUUGUUCAUAGCGAAUUAAUUUGCCCUGAUCUAUGUCAGCUGCUGUUCAGUAAUUCAGCCAAAAACUUGCUUAAAAGAAAAAGAAUGUUAAUCCGUGAGUUCUGUUUAGCUGCCAAAAAUGAUACACUAAUACUGGAUCACAUCAUCAGAAAAGUUGUAAAAUUAAAUGUGCUUACUAUUUGACUUUCAAGUUCUCGCAAGGUCAGCAGAGAAGUUCUGGUGGUCACAGGGAAGUGAUUUACAACAAAUCUUGUUCAUUAAGAUCGUCCUUUUUAGAAGAACAAAUAUGUGUAAAAUGAAACCAUAAUCCUGAAGAACAGAGUUCUGGAAACCUGGUUCAGCUAAUAAAUGGCCAUUAUAAAUCACAUUCUGUGUAUUCAUGCUCGGAAGACAAAGAUUAGAGGAACUCUGUUCUAACACAAUUAAUGGCGAUUUCAACAUUUUGAUUAAUCUGCAAAACAUGGACAGAAUUUAUUUUCCCAUCUCUUAUUAGGGGUACCCAUAGAUCAAAGAGUUUAAAGGAAAUGUGACACAUCCACUAACAGAUGGAGUUUUAAUUCUGCAUUGUGCUGUAUGAAUGGCUAGCAAAUGUAUACUUUAAUUCUAUAUAGUUCUAUACUUACUAAAUAAUACUGCUCCAUGAUAGUCACCGACCUCUGAUAGCACUCCCUAGGCCCCAUAACCACCCCAACUGACUGAAGUGGUUUUUGUACCUGGAGCCUGCAGGUACUGGGUUCCGCAUCGCUGGCUAAAUUACAUCAUGGCGGAAGCUGAAUUAUGUCGUACCAGGGACUCGGCAGUAAUUGUCUCACUACCUGCUACCCACGGUAUGGCGUGAAGUGGAACAUGGGGUCAGACUGCAUUAUCCCUGCUAAUCCUUUAAGUAACCCUGAUCUGAGCAUCCAUGUUUCUCCGUAAGAAAGCAUUAAAGGACCACUCUAGGCACCUAGACCACUUCAGCUCAAUUAAGUGGCCUGGGUGCCAGGUUCCCCUAGUUUUAACCCUGCAGCUGAAAACAUAGCAGUUUCAGAGAAACUGCUAUGUUUACACUGCAGGGUAAAUCCAGCCUCUAGUCUCACGGAGUCCAGCGUCAAAAAAGAUCCCUGUAGGGAAGCAUUGAGCUUUCCUAUAGGUGGGUUUGAAUGCGUGCGUGCCUCUGGCCGUGGAGGCGCAUUCGGCUCCACUCGGAAGCUGACGUUGAUGGAGGAGGAGAGGUCACCAGUGCCGAGGGAGCCUGGUCCUGGAUUAAGGUCACGGCCGUCUUUUACACGGGGCAAACUGGGCAGCUGCCCCGGGCCCAGUUACUCCUGGGGAGCCCGAAUCAGCUGCACCGUGAGCCCCGCUGGCCUCAAAUAUUACUCCACACACUAAGGAGGCCCUUGCUUUUCAGCAGCUGACUGGGAGGAAGUGACGGCUGUGCGUCACUUCCUCCCACAAAGAGAGGAGCGCGCGGGAAAGAAGAGUAGGCAGAGUGGAAGGGGGCUGACCGAGAGAGCCAGACCCCAACUCACAACUCCUUCUGUCUGUGUUACACACCAAAAUUUUAUGUAAAUACACCGCGCAUUCAAAAACCAACACUACACAAAUACAUGCUUGCAAUCACGCCAACAUCACAUACAAACAUAUUCCAUACAAAAAACCUGUUUACAUUCAAACGCACAAAAACUUUAGUUUUGUGCUAAAUACAGACCUGCAAACAUGGAUAAAUUGUAGAGCCCCAGCUGUAAAUGCAUUUCUGGAGUUACACGACAAAUGGGGGAUCUACCUUUUAAUCACCCGUGCGACAGGGAGGCCCCCAAAAUUUUUUGCACCUCUCUACUUUAGGUCCACUGGAGUGGAGGACGUGAUUGCACGGCUGGGGAGGGUGGACAAGGUCCAGGGAACCCCAAGCAAAUGCUUUGCCCAGGGUCCAGUCAAUAUUAAAGACGGCCCUGAUUAAGGUAAGCAAAUAAAUGGUUAAUUAACCAUUUAUUCGCAGCAGAACGGGGUGACUAGGGCUCUAUAGCGUUAGGAAUGUAUAUCUGUAUUCCUAACGCUAUGGUGUUACUUUAAAGCAAACUUGUCCUGUGGGGGUUUCUGAGUUUUGCUGUCAGUGCAGUGGGAGCUCCUCCAGUGGCUGUAAGGAAUACUGCCAUUAGAGUUUGGAUUUAACCCUGCAAUGUUAACAUGGUCUUAAAAGGACAGGACCUCUGCACCUAGACCACUUUAUUGAUUUGAAAUAGUCUGGGUGACUUUUGUUGUCCUGUAAAUAUUUUACUCUGCAUUCUCACACAAUGAGGCAGACUUCAUUCCAUAUUAAGAUGUGAACAUGCUUGUCCCAGGUAUCUGAUAUUGUCUGGAAAUACAUCAAUUGCAGCACAAUCUGUUCCUGUUCAGCAACGUUAAUCUGAGAUUUUAACAUGGUGUUAGUUUUAUUCCACAGGAAAUUAAUGGAAAAAGCCAUUUUGGCUAAAGCGUAUGAAAAUGUCUGAAUGAAACUAUAAGUUUCUAGUAACCUUGAUCUGAAAAGGGGAGGCUGAAUUGAUCACCUCUAUUUUUAAUCGUGGAUAGGUUUCUCGUGUCACGUACAAUGUGGGGUAUUUUUGUUUGUUUUUAAAUAGCAUUUUGUGAAGUUUUGCAUAGCUUGUCAAAAUGCAAUGAGAUCGGGAUGUUGUUUUGCAAUAUGAUACCCGAAGCUACCAGCCUCUUGCUACACAGAAAUUAAAAAGCUUGGGGGCAGAGUCUGACCGCAAAGCAGACGCGGGUGCCAUGAGCUCCUGCUCGACGGGCAUUAGACGGGGACAAAACGGCAGCAAUGACAUCGGGAGACACAACUGGAUGCACUACCCAUGCUGGGGAGGCACCACUGAAGCAGCAGACACAAUCCCGAGGCCCGUCGGCCAAGGGGGCGCUGGACACCAUAUGCAGCCUACUAGUGUCGAAGCUGGGGCGAGAUGGCCGCUCUCCCUGACCCAGACGAAACCAAGCACACACACCAGCACCCUACCCUCCCCUUUGGACCGGCAGGGGUUAUCCCGAUCCACACGGGAAAGGCACACCGCAGCAGAUGGCGAGGAAGACGCGCCGCCAGGACCCUACCAAGAUGGCGGCUCAGCGGCAACCCGACCCAAGAGUCUCACAUAAACCCAGACCAACGACAGGGCCCCUGAGCUGACCCAAAACAGAACCUACCGGUACACCCAACAUGCUUACCCCCCGACGGCCCCUGCGAACCUCGACCAGCAAGAUGCCGCCCCGCAUAUGGCACCUCACAAAGCCUACCGUGACGCUGACCUAGACACAGCGAGACUGCACACCGGCGGGCGGAACCAGCGGAGAACCCAGCCACGACCCGCCGGGGAGGGAACCCCGAGGAGGCACCUACCCUGCCGUGAAGGCAAAUCCAGCACGCACCAGCAAACUCAAACUACACUGCAUCUGUCGCCUGACUGUACACAAUAGCAGCCCUGCAUGAACUGUCCUCAUAUGGAGGCUUACUGCCCAGCAGGGGGAUAGGCUGACGGACUGCUUAACUGUGCUGGCAUGCCAGGCUAGCUGCCAUGACAGAUCACUCUUCACUACUAGUGAUGCAUGGCUGUGUUAACCGUUUAUCUCUGCCACCUGUUGAAAUUUAGAUGUUUUUGCUAACUCAAGCUUUCUCUCUUCUCACCACUUAAUCUCACAUCUCGCUCACCCUAGCCCAGCUGUGCAUUGAGUCUCCCAUACCAUGCACUGCCAUAGCUUAUAAAGGCAAACCCAGCAACGAAACUACUCAUAUAUGUGAUGAAUCUUAAGGCUAUACCAAAUCUGUGUUAUAUUAAUUUAGACCUACUGUUAGUAUCUACAAUGCAGACCUCUCACCUAUGCACAAUUAAGGCUAACAGGGCUGUUGUUUUUAGUGUAGUUUAGCAUGUUUAAAAUCUUUUAUUUCAAAGAUCUCUAGCGACAUGAACAGAUACUGAUGCAAGCGCUUAUAAUUAGACAAUGUUGGAAAUAUUAGUAUUACUAGCUUAAAAUUGUAUAUCACCCUUUGACACAACCUUCCCAGCUUUAGCCUGAUAUUAUCAUAAAAAUGUGCAGUCAAUUCGCAUGCCAUGUCAAUCCCAGUGUUUCUGAUUAAUUUGCCAAUGCUGUUGUGGCAUAACAUAAAAAAAUGUAAAUGUCUAUACAUGCACAAGAAAAAUAAAGAAUAAUAAUAAUAAACAAAAAAAAAAUUAUUAAAAAGCUUCUUCAAUGAUUUAAUAAUACACUGUUUUUGGUUGCAAUACCCUUUACUGGUAUGGUCCAACCUGAUGAAAAAAGGAGGGGAGAGGCAAAAAAAACAAAAAAAAAAACAAACCCUACAAUCCAAUGCUGAAGCCAAGUUCUCCCUGCUACCUAAUCCUCCUCCACUGGGUGGGAUGUCGAAGGGGAGGAACUUGAGCCGCACAAGGGCUGGGGGGGGGGGAAUGCUGCCAUUCAUCAAUUCAUCAUCUGUUACCAGUAUGCCAUGCAUGCUGACGACAGACACUGUAUGCAUAGAUUAAUCAGUAGCCAGGCCCAGAAAUGUUGUUCCGGUCUGGCUAAUAACCAUACUGGUGGUCGUUACACCUCUGACAGCAAACACCUUUUAACUCUGUAUGUGCAGCGUUUCAUACAGAAACAAUGAAAAUUCCAAACACCAUCAUCACUUCGUCAGUCAGUGAAGUGGUCAUGGUGCUUGAAGUAAUCCCAUAAUAAAAUGUUUUAAAAAUCCCCAUUUCUGAAGUAAUCUUUAUUGGCAAACCAAUACCUGAACCUCAUGCAGUCUAUUCUCCUUUAUUCUUGCUCACUUGCUUUUCUUAAUUAACUAAUUCAUAAGAUUUCUAACCUUUUGCUUGUUUUUUUUGUUUUUUUCUCACAAAUUUUUCUUACUGUAAAAUCCCAAUAAAGCAGGCCUUCCGUUGUAAAAUUCUCUAGCCUGGAUUAACUGUCUCACAUGGACUGUUGGAACAUUUUCUGUUAGAUCCUGAUUCCUGAAACCUUUCCCGGAUUUACUGUAUUUUUGCAGUGUUUGUGUUUCCAUAGUUUUGUCCCAUUUUCUUGCCGCUUACUUUGCUUCGUACUGUUAGUUUUUGUUAUAGUCCAAGUGCAAUGGGUAAUAACUCUGGUUGUUAUGGAGUGUUACAUGAAGCAUAUUUAUAUAGCAAGGCUGCCCAAUGGGAUUUUAUUGCUCAUUUCUGGCCCAUACUUACAUGUGUCGGAUCAUGGAUUAAUAAUCAUUCUAAUUUACCAUUGUGAAUGUCCUGAUUGUCUUUUACUCUAUGAAGGAAAUGUAGAGCUAUGUUUAUUCAAUCUGUGUUCCUUUUUUUUGCCCUGUGGCCUUCUCUAGCUCUGAUACCGGACCGGUGCAUUAUUCCAUUUUUCUGUUGUGAACAAUUCGUGUACCAAGAUACUUCCAUUCUAACAGAUUUGGUUUCCCGUUCCUACAGCUUCAAGAUGCCUAACUGGGGAGGUGGAAACCAAUGCAGUGCGUGCGGUCGGACCGUAUACCAUGCUGAGGAGGUGCAGUGCGAUGGAAAGAGCUACCACAAGUGCUGCUUUCUGUGCAGUAAGUUGGCUUUUUAGCAUGAAAAGACAACGUCUGGUUCUCCAACUUUCACGAUGUUCAUUAGUGUUUUCUCAAAAUAAAAUGGAAUCCUACAAUAAGAAAUGUUUCUGGCCAUUUAAAGGGACCAAUACAACUUUAAUGCAUUUGAUAGAUUUUGGCCUUUUAUUGCUGUAUUUGUUUUUUUUUCUUUUAACAUGCUCAAGUUUUUAUAGUUUUCGCACAGGAAAAACUAAAUGUUUUGCAGAAUGUUGCACCAUUAACCUGCCUCCUUAGCCACACCCCCUCAUGACAGAAAGACUUGCUUAUCUCCGGUCUGCUCAGUCUCCGGCCCAAUGGCACUGAGUGAGUUGUUUUGUUAUUUACAACCUGAAAGACAGUGAGAGACAAACAGGUAGUGAUCUCAUAGAAACAUAGAAUGUGACGGCAGAUAAGAACCAUUCGGCCCAUCUAGUCUGCCCAAUUUUCUAAAUACUUUCAUUAGUCCCUAGUCUUAUCUAAUAGUUAGGAUAGCCUUAUGCCUAUCCCACGCAUGCUUAAACUCCUUUACUGUGUUAACCUCUACCAUUUCAGCUGGAAGGCUAUUCCAUGCAUCCACUACCCUCUCAGUAAAGUAAUACUUCCUGAUAUUAUCUUCUUACUAUAUGUCUCCCUGGGUGUCCUCUGCUUCUAAUACAGGUUGUUUUUGUAGUUCACAUCACUCAGUGCUGUCAGUGGCUGAACUAUGUACAUACAUAUAAGGAAGUAUUUUUCUGGAGUGAGGGGGUGUGGCUAAAGAGGCAGGCCCAAUUGUCCAUCAUCCACAAUCCUGGUUUAGUUCUUUACUAUUGGAGAUAUUGCACAAACUUGGCUAGUUGUGGGGUGUUAAUACUGCCAUACUCUGAAGACUCUCCAUAAAUCUUUUGGUACGAGACAUAUUAAAGGGUCACUAUAGGCCCCCAGGCCAUUCCAUCUCAUUAAAGUGAUCUGGAUGCACUGACCCAGUCCUCUUAACCCUGCAAUCUAAAACAUUGCAGUUUCUCUGCAGGGUUAAGACUGCCUUUAGUGGCUGUCUACCAUACAGUCACUAGUGGUGCUUCCUGCUCUUUUACAGAGUUCAACGCCGUAAAAAUGACCCUGGACGUUCUCAUGUGCAUGAGGCUAUUCAGUGUGCUUCCCUACGGAUAAAGUCUAAUAUGUGCACGGCAAUCACUUUGCUGGUACAUUAGGGGUGUUUAUUUUUUUAUUAAUUUACAGCAAAAAAAAUCUGGCCUCCUACCAUUCUCUCUGACCCUUAGUGGCCAUGCUCUCUGUGGGCUGUAAACACAAACCAGCCUGUGAAUACAGAACGUGCAGAGAGAAUGGAAUGUCAGAUCAUAGAGAGCCCAUGGCCUCGACCAAGGACAAUCAUAUUUUUGUUUAAUAACUCUGGAAUUUAACUGGAAAUAUCAUGCUUGAUGAAAUGGCACAAUGCUUUGAUAUCUGCAAAAUGGUUUUUCUGCAACCACAAUUAGAAACCACACACCAUUUCCACUCAUUGAAUGACAAAUUUAUAAAGCAUCAUUUUGUCUACGUUUAGAAAGAUCAACUACCAGCCCUAAACACAUUUUUUAUUUAUUUUCUAUAUAAUUUAUUUUUGUUCUUUAAUAACCACUUGAAUGUUAAUGUGUUUGUUUUCUUUGACUUUUUAUGUUGAUAGUGGUAUGCAGAAAAAAUCUGGACAGUACUACCAUGGCUAUACAUGACGAUGAGAUUUACUGUCGCUCAUGUUAUGGAAAGAAGUACGGGCCCAAGGGCUAUGGUUAUGGCCAAGGAGCCGGCACAUUGAAUAUGGACAGAGGAGAAAGACUUGGCAUAAAACCAGAAGAGUAGGUUUUUGUAAUAAAAGAUUACCAAAUACAUUUAGACAAUAACAUAAUCUAAUUACAGAAGGCUUCCACUUUAUACUGGUGUAAUGUGAUCCCGGGGGGGGUUCUUAAUUGAGAAUUCAAAGUGAAUUUCACAUUUAAGGCCAGAGUACUGGCUGACUUUUUUUUUUUUUUUUUUCAGAUCAGAUAUUUUCACCUUUAAAUUUAAAGUUCAAUUGAAAUUCACUUUGAAUUUUCACUCUGGUAACACACUCUAUUUAUUUGAUUAUCUUGUAGUGAGGCAACAGUGUGACUAACUGGGGCUCUGAGCAGAAAUCAUUUCAAUUCUGAUCUGGGCUACUGAGCCCAGGAGUGCCACAGCACCCAGCGAGGGAUAAACACAGUAACAGAAAGGAGUUGAGAAGGAGGAAAGGUUAAUUUUGAGAAUGAUGUAAGGAUCGUUAAAGACCAAAGGUGGGCAGAGAAGAGGACAUGGAAAGGUUGAAGAGUGCACUGGUAGUUUGUCGAGAACAUGUAUCCUGAAAGAGACUAUAGGAGAAGAGCAAGAGAGUUUAGAUGAAGGCUGAGAAAGCAAAUUAUGACUUAACAAACAGAACAGCUAUACUGGAGUGAGACAGAAACUAGAAGGUCGGCUGGUCAAGAGUAGUCCGGGACCGAGGAAAGGAGCAAGAUGUCAAUGUUGCUCUAUAUAAAGCAUGUGUGUCCAAAGGACACUGACAAAGACUGAUUCAUUUUUUACAUUGCACGAAGAACCUUUUUAUUCUGAGAUUAAAACACACAUCAGACAUUUAGUUCUGAAACAUUUAUAUAAUAAAUGCUCAGAUGGAUUUAAGAAAGCUUUGCAGAUUUUUUUUUUUCUUCUUCAAUGUCCAUUGUGUUCUGUCAUGUCAAUUACAUGUUUGAUUUGUUUCCAAAGUAAAUACUUUAUAGCUUGAAUAAUCCCCAAUAAAACCUUGUUUUUAAUUUCAGAACCCAACAAUCACGCCCCAGCAACACCACAUCAAACCCUUCAAAGUUUGCUCAGAAAUUUGGAGGAACUGAAAAAUGUCCCCGAUGUGGGGAAUCUGUGUACGCUGCAGAGAAAGUAAUGGGGGCAGGAAAAGUAAGUUGGUGAAAAUCCUGUUCGAGCCAUCACCUGGAAACCCAAUUCUAAUCUGCUUUUUACUAGAAAUUCUAAUGAACUUUAGAACUAAUGCAUUCAGAAUGCUUUCAUUAGAUAAAGACCUGCCUCUGAAUAUGAAUUUUUCUUUUCCACUGAACCAUGAGGGGAACUGUAACAAGGCAAAUGAUUAAAGCCUAGACAUACUCCCUCGUUAUUUAAAGGAACACUCCAAACACCGUAACCACUUUGGUGUGCUGUAGUAGUUAUGGUGCCAGGAAUACCCUAGCACUCCUCAAAUGUAAGUAGUCAAACCGUUUUUAGAAUGAGCUGACUUUUUAACUGGGUUCUGCCUGAUGCUGCUCUCUGCCUACUCUCAGCAGCCAGAAAGACCGGAAGCUCAUUGACUGAGAGCAUUAGUUGAUCUUUUUCUGGAAAUGAGCAAAGCAAGGCACCACUGAACUCUGGUGUAAGCUAAACACUUCUAGCAGGGGGGCGGCAAUCAGCAGACCCAAGUUAAAAAUCAAAAUGUGAUAAAAGCAUUUGACUGUUUACAAUGGGAAGGCACAAAGGUAGUAGAGGGCACUGCAGUGGUUAUGGUGCUUGGAGUGUGGUUUUAAUUUACUCUGUCUUUCCUCUGCGGAUGAGAGAUGCCGUUGGUGGUUUUUUUCUGUUAAAAUAUAUUUUAUGAGUCAUUGCAUAUCAUUUUCUUGUUGAGCUGUUCAUAGUUCUAUUUUUCUGCUCCUUACGACACUGGCUUGGCAACUGGAUAACUGUACUGGUGACAUGGCUGACCUUACUAGUUACUGUAUAACUUAGAUACACACAGCGCCCAAGCAAUAUUAAUAUUCAACCUGGGAUGGCCACCUAGUAAAUAUUUUACUGUCUGUCUUAUUGUCUAGGAACCUAUAUUGGUAAAACAUCAGAAAUUAAGCAAAUUCCAAGAGUCAUUAAAUAAAGUACAUUAGGACUUGUAUAACCUUUUUUAGAUCCGCAUGAUGUAUCCUAAAAAGUGAAUUUAAUAACCUUCUAUGGCAACAUAAAGUACACAAUGUCUCAUUGCCAUCCAUAUGUUGGCCAGGAAUGGAAGGAACGUUAACAUUUUUCAGUUUCUGAUUAUUUGUCACAUUCCAGGCAUGGCAUAAGAACUGCUUCAGGUGUGCAAAGUGUGGCAAAAGUCUAGAAUCGACCACCUUAACCGAGAAAGAGGGAGAAAUCUACUGCAAAGGUAUGUCCGUGUACCAGAAUUCCAAAUUCUAUUUGUAUAUGUGUGAAGCUUUGUUUCAAUUGACCUCCGCUGUUAUUCUGCUAACAGCUACUCAUGUGUACUAGUAAGUUUUUAGGACAGAAAAGGCCAAAAGGCAGAUCCCAAGUUUAUUUAGAACUACAAAUCUCAUGCUGCACUUUUUUUCUUCUUUUUUAUCUAAUUUACUGAUAGUAUAACAACUAAAAGUAUUUUCAUACAAAUGUAAAACAGAUUUUAUAAAUAUUUUUUUAAUGUAGGAUUGAACCUCCCCAAUCUAUUUUCAGGAAAGAAAGUAGGUGAAGGCAACCUGUGAUGUCUGCAGAAUCAGUCUAGGGCAGACCAUUGCCUGCACUCCAGAUGUUGUGGACUGUAUCUCCCAUAGUGCUCUUAGUCACAAUGCUGGCAAAGCAUCGGGGGAGAUGUAGUCCACAUCUGGAGUGACAGAUUGCCUACCCUUGGUUUAGGAGUUUCCAUAGGAAUUGCUCUACUUCUAGAACUUUAAAGGAGCACUUUUCUAAAUCUUCCCCUUUUUAUAAACUAACAAGUUCCUGUGUUUUUGUUAUUACAAAGAAAAUCAUUUUUAUAUAAAAUACAUUAAUCUCUUUAAACGUCCCACUAUUGCUUAUAACUCUUUCUUUUAAUCCCUCCAUACAGCAUGUUAUGCCAAGAAUUUUGGACCAAAAGGAUUUGGAUAUGGCCAAGGAGCAGGAGCCCUCGUGCAUGCUCAGUAAACAAAAUGCAAGGUGACUACACCUUAAAAUCUUCCCUGGAACUAGACCUAGUGAUAUUUCAAAGCUCUACUAAUCACUGUGAAAAUAACUGCAUUUCUUGACUCUAAUAAGCCUUUGGAUUCUUCAAACUUUCGUGCUUUUACAUCUUUUGGUGUAUUACUCAUUUUAUAGGAAUUUAUGGAUUUCUCAUAAAGGAUUUUGCAAAGCUUCUAUUUUGUUCCUGUUCAAAUUGAGUAGCAAAUACAAGUUAAAAGGAUAAAAUAAUUGGGGAUAUGUAUGUCAUGGUAUUUGAAAGGGUUUAUACACCAACCUUGAAUUUAUAGUGUAUUAAUAACCAAAUUGUAGAGGUUGUGAAUUGGGAAUUUGUCUUUCUAAAUCUGUUAUAGUCACGGCUUUACAUAUUGGAAUUCUGUAUUUAAUAAACUAAAACAUGGUAUUAGUGAAUGUUAAAUAGUCCCCUAAGCCUAUCCUUGGAUAUUAAAUGCAUCCAAAUACAGUAAUUUAGAUUCCAAAGAGGACCUGUCCAUUCUUCAGAACGCAGGUGAUCUUAGAAUAUAUAUCAACAGAUAAAUAUUUUAAUCUAGCAAAUUAAAGGCGCAGUCUAAGCACCAUAACUACUACAUGCUGUGGAUGCACAUAUGGUACUGCUGCAGCCUUUUUCUUAGCAGAUUGCUAUUGUGGAAUUUAAUAUUGGAUUGCUAAUAUCAUUUAGACCAUAUUUGGACAGUAGUGGAAGGCUUAAUCAGUCAGCAGAUGCACUCUGCCAGUAGGCUGGGUUGUGGGAUUGGUAAAUUUAAUCAAAUUGACUCUGAAUCAGGAAAUGGUGUCUGCAGCCUACGAACGCCAUAAUUACAAUGGUGUGUAGUAAUGAUGGUGCUUAGAUUGCCCCCUGCGCUCCUAAAGGGAAAAAAAAAUCUAAUAAAAUACACCUCACGUUGUAUUUUUCAAUAUUUCACAAGCUUGCACUUUCUAGAAUGUUUUUUAGCUAUCAAAGUGCUUAAGUUUCUAUCGCUCUUGUUCAAAAACAGAAACAUUGCCAUCCUGUAUUUUACACACUGGUAAAGUUACAAUUAAAAAUUUUAUAAAACAAACCGCCCAUUUACUCUGUUUUACAUGUCUGUCAAUAGUU